AUGACUUCCGUUGCAUGCUUUUUUAAUCUCCGAUGCGCGCACGCUCUGUUGACCUUUGCAACUCGAGUUCAAGGGGUUAGUUGAAUCUUUAUCUUUCGACGUUGCUGUUAACUUCCGUACAGGCAAAAAACGUCAUGAGUUGCACGAAUUCAGAGUUUGCUAUUUCAGUAGACGUCCGCAAGUGUCCGUACGUAAACACAAAAAGUUUCUCAAAACGUAUUCUAUCUUGUAAACCUGAAAGAUCAAGGUCUAAUCUGUCCUUCGACCCAAGAAAAGCUCCUUUCAGCACGACUGACCGUAAUCACAAACACUUCUUCCGGACAAAAGUCUGGUUUGUAGCCUGCCUGUAGGGUGUUCGAAAAGAAAAUCACGGCGAUCGAAAAUGUUGACGCAACUGGCGAAAGAAAAGGAGGAGGGGCCUUUAGAACUUUCGGAUGAUUCAGCGGAAAUAUAAGGACAGGUUGACUGUAUAAAAGUCGAGGGUCGUGGCCUUGAAUCCAGCAAUCCGGUUUCACAGAUCGGUUCAGCUUUCACAGGUGAGCCAGAAAUAGAUUUGUAUUUUAUGAAAACAUUGGUUUUCGUCCAUUUCAUUUGAGCAUUUUGGCUCUGUAAUCAUUAACACCUUUCUUUUCAGAUACCAUAAUGCAUUUGCAUUUAAUUUUUGUCGCAUUUGCCGUUAUUCCUUGCACUAUGGCCUUCUUUGGCGGCCGUGGUGGUCCAGGAGGACCUCCUCAUGGACCUCCAGGCCCACUCGGAGAAAUUUUUGCCCAGCUCACAGAACAGCAAAAACAACAAGUUCAUCAGAUCUUGGCAGACACCCGCGAGUUAACCAAGGGUCAACAAAAGGCCGCCAUCGACAACUUUGUCAGCACUUUGUCUUCGGACCUCCAAGCGAAAGUGAAGGAGGGAAAAUCAAGAUUCGAGCAGAUGAUCGCCCAGCAAGACCAAAAAGCCCAAUCGUUGAGUCAGAACGCUCAAAACCUCUACAGUCAAAUCACCGCCGUCUUGAAAGACGACAGCAUCACACGGCCAGAAGAACACCAGAAGAUCCAAGCAAUUGUGCAAAAUGCCGACAAAUCAGUCCUUGAUGAAUUCAGAAACGCUGGAAUAAGGCUACCACUUGGCCCUCCUCAUGGACCCGGUGGACCACAUGGCGGUCCCUUUGGACGUCACGGAGGCCCAGGACCGAUGGGCCCAUUAAGCGAGAUCUUCAAAGACCUCACCCAAGAACAGAGAGAGCAGGUCCGUAAGAUCUUCGAGAAGACCCGCGAUGCCACCAAAGCACAACAAAAGGCCGCCAUCGACAACUUUGUCAGCACCUUGUCUUCAGAACUUCAACAGAAGGUCCAAGAAGGCAAAGCCAAAUUUGAGAAAAAGAUCGCCGAGGACGAUGAGAAGGUGAAGUCGCUAAGUCAAUCUGCCCAAGACUUCUACAGCAAAGUAAAAGCUGUCUUGAGAGAUGACAGCAUCACUCGCCCCGAAGAGCAUGAGAAGAUCCACACCAUCGUUGAAAGCGUUGGUAAAUCAGUUUUGGACGAACUGAGAAAAGCCGAGAUUCGACUCCCACUUGGUCCUCCUCCGCCUCCCCCUCAUGGCCCACAUGGAGGCCCGCGCGGACCCUACGGUGGUCCAUGGGGACACCAGCGCGGACGAUGA
Messenger RNA from Bursaphelenchus xylophilus (pine wood nematode), 1656 nucleotides. The record is from the annotation of a GenBank genome assembly. Lineage: Eukaryota; Metazoa; Nematoda; Chromadorea; Rhabditida; Aphelenchoididae.